Molecule: messenger RNA, 746 nt
Organism: Drosophila santomea
Lineage: Eukaryota; Metazoa; Arthropoda; Insecta; Diptera; Drosophilidae
Exons: 1
Coding region: 97-597 (166 amino acids)
Source: RefSeq, a predicted model, not a curated record
UAUGAUUUACUGUUAGGCAGAAACUAUUUAGAGCAAACUAACUCUCAAAUUAAUAAUUCAACACAAACAGUCACUAUAAAUGGCUAUACAUUCAAAAUGUGGUACGACCACAUCCAAAUAAAUGAGUCCAAGGCUACCAAUGAGUGCCCCAAGUCAUCUAACCCAGAGGAAACCCCUCUACAAACUCCGAAAAAGAAGAAAACCCUCCUAAAAAUUAAGCGGAAACCCCACUUAAAACCAGAUGAGUCAAAGAACACCAAUGCGUGCCCCAGACCGUCUAAUUCAGAAGAGACCAAGAUUACCUAUGAGUAUCCCAAGCCUUCUAAAUCUGAAGAAAACCCUCUUAAUACCCCUUACAUAGAAGAAGCCCUUCUAGUAACAUCCUCUAACUACGCCUUAGACGACGAGUUAAGAGAAUCUAACGUAUUCAGAUUAGAACAUCUAAAUACAGAAGAAAGGGAACAACUUUCCCACGUUCUGCUUGAAUACAAUGAUAUUCAGUACAAAGAAGGCGAAAAUUUGACUUUCACAAGUAUGAUCAAAUAUUCUAUUCAUACAAAACACGAAGACCCUAUCUUUAAAAAACCAUAUAAGUAACCCCAAGCAUUUGAUCAAGAAGUCAACAAACAAAUCUGAUACCCGUUACUCAGAUAGUGGAAGUCCGAAGGGGAGUCUUCAACGUGGGCGUGGCAGCUUCGGGCAGUUUAUGAGCGUUAGAGUGGGCGUGGCAAAAGGUGUUUUGGCAA